Molecule: messenger RNA, 579 nt
Organism: Acromyrmex echinatior (Panamanian leafcutter ant)
Lineage: Eukaryota; Metazoa; Arthropoda; Insecta; Hymenoptera; Formicidae
Source: RefSeq, a predicted model, not a curated record
AUGCUUUUCGACGACACUGCACUUCGCUAUGUCGCGGCUGCUUUUUUGGAUAUUCUCGAUCAUUGGCUUUUGGACGAAUUUUUGGCGUUGCCGAGCGAUACUGCUUUUACUCUGGGUAUCUCGAUGCCAAUAGUGAUGACGAAAAGGGGCGGCAUUGCCUUCUCCUCGGGAUUUCAACUCAACUACGAUCUACCCUGGAACUUGUCGCAGUUCGAACCGACGAUAAUUCCUGCGAGACACAUCAGAGAUCUCAAUUUGCAGGAAACUUACAUCACCAUUGAGAAUCUCUUGGACGAACACGGUUGGCGGGAUGGCAGGCAGUGCCUUUUGAGAACCAUCUGCGAGCUCGCGGAGACGCCGCUCCGCAGGACUCAGCAGGACGUCCUCGGGGAAGUGAUCCACCUAAUUUUAACGCCCACGGAGGACUUGCCGGUAGCGAUUAAUUCCAAUCACCGGAGCGCCAACAAAUUGUAUCAGGAAGCCGAACGAUUGGGUAGGUCUGGCGGUGAUUGCAUCCUUAUGUAUCCCGACUGUAUCGAGUCACCGUUGGAAUCAUUUACAGAGAUUGUGUUUCCUUAA